Alternaria viburni is the source of this 276-nucleotide messenger RNA. RefSeq lists its product as uncharacterized. The record is from RefSeq and is a predicted model, not a curated record. Bases 1 to 276 code for a protein of 91 amino acids. Lineage: Eukaryota; Fungi; Ascomycota; Dothideomycetes; Pleosporales; Pleosporaceae. The transcript is spliced from 2 exons.
AUGCACCACCUAGACCCCCAUGAACGCCCUCCAGACAGCAUACGCAACGUCUACAAAAAGUACCAGAAAAUGAAAGCAAAAGACAUAGACCUAGAUGGCGACAUCAUCGAUCUCUCCAGCGACGCCGCCGCGUCAUCAAACCCCAAAGUGCGCGUAGUAAAGGAAUACACCGCAGAAGACCUGACCGCCAUUUUCCGUUCUUUCGCCGGUGACGGUGAAGACGGGGGAAAACUGCAAGCCACAGAUCUGGCAAGAUCGGAACGUCCCGUGUUUUGA